AUGCUUUCCUGCACCUUUUCACUGUCCUCCGGUGUGACUGUAGGAAGAGGUCUGUGGAAGCUCAACUGCUCCCUGUUAAAGGAGACUGACGUAGUCCGUCAGUACAGGGAGCAGUACAAAGAGUGGCAGACCCUUCAGGACUUGCACGAGACACGAGCACACUGGUGGGAGAUGGUGAAAGCCCGGACUAAGACCUUUUUUAGACGGGUGGAGGGAUUGAUUCACCCGGAUCAAGCCUGUGCCGUACCCGGGAGGAGGAUCACCGACAGCCUCGUACUGAUCCGAGACACCAUCUGUUAUGCGAGAGACAGAAACAUUCGGCUAGUAGUCCUAAAUCUAGACUUUGAGAAAGCCUUCGAUCGGGUCUCGCACCAGUACCUCUUUGAGGUGCUGCGAAAAGUGGGUUUACCUGACAGGUAUAUAGAGUGGGUGGGGCAACUAUACCGUGGGAUCAGCAGCAGAUUCAUUGUUAACGGGCAUUUGACAAAGGCAGUGCAAAUCAACUGCGGUGUCCGUCAGGGCUGUCCGUUAUCUGCCCUCCUGUACAUACUUUGCAUCGAGCCGCUGGCACAGGUCUUGAGAAGGGACCAACAAAUCAGGGGGGUGGGCAUCCCGGGUGGGGGGGGGCUCACCGCCAAAUGUGUUUUAUAUAUGGACGACGUGAAUGUUUUAUGCACCGACCUUUUAUCCGUCAACAGGACUCUGGACUUGACUGACUGGUUUGGACUGGCCUCUGGGUCUAAGCUCAACAGAGCAAAGACCCAAGCCCAAUUUUAUGGACCGUGGACCCCCGACGAGACUGCUGGACUCCCCUUGACCGUGACCCAAGGACAGAAAAUACUGGGAAUCAGGAGAGUGAUUUUAAACCUGGAGUGGGCAAUCUUCUAUUUUAUCUGGGGCUCCAAGUGGGAGCGGGUGAGGAGGGAGGUCCUGAAGAAGCCAAAGGAGAAAGGAGGCAAAGGCGUGCCGGACCUCCCUCUGUUCCUUGGAGCCCGCUUCAUCGCCCUUCACCUCGCUCUGGCGACGAGCCCAUCCAGAAACCCCAAGACUAUGGCUUUUACAAGAUUCUGGAUGGGCUCCUUUUUAAGAAGGAAAAAGUUUUUACCCAUUGACUUGAGAGUCCCUGUGUCUUUUAACCUGCCCUUGUUUUAUGCUUUUAUCCCGACCUUUUUAAAGCGUUUUAACCUGGAGCAGGAGGAGUUGCAAGUUUUAACCAAACACCGUCUUUUAAUCUCCUGUGUGCAGGAGCGGGAACCAGUGAGUCCGGUGCGCGGGCUCGCAAUUGGUGAGCCCUCCGAGGUUUGGCGCAAUGUGAACCAUCCUGCUCUGCCAAACAGACUCCGGGACCUGUCCUGGAUGGUAGCUCAUGAGGUCCUCCCAGUCAGGUCCGUCAUGCACUCCCGGGGCCUCUUGCAGUCCGCAACCUGUCCCCGGCCGGGUUGUGGCGCGCCCGAGUCGGUGAGACACUUGCUCUGGGAGUGCAGCGCCGCCGUCGACCAGUGGGCAACAGCCGGCUCCUUACAAUUCCCGUACCUACCAGCAGGGGAGGUCCUCACAGCACAGCUGAUGCUGUACGGGGUGGGCCUAAGUCCAAAUUCAAAAAAGGACUUCACAAGAAUCUGGCUCACCCUCGCCGCCACCAAAGACGCCAUAUGGACCUCCAGAAACCUGCUGGUAGGAAGGCACAUGCAGAUCCCCCCCGUGGCUGUGAUCCGGAUGGCAGCGGCCACAGUCCGAGAGGCUGUGGCUGCAGGCGGCGGGCCCUAG
Molecule: messenger RNA, 1767 nt
Organism: Knipowitschia caucasica
Lineage: Eukaryota; Metazoa; Chordata; Actinopteri; Gobiiformes; Gobiidae
Source: the annotation of a GenBank genome assembly